UGGCUAGCCAUGCGAUAGGCGUGACCAGACGGGUGCGGGCUUGGUCAGGGCGAUCCCACGUGACCGCGAGCCGUGUAUAAAAGGGGGCGCCCUGUAGGCGGAGUCGCACUGCAGCGAGGAAUCUGGGAGGUCGUGGCUGUGUUGAGCGUCCCAACAACUCUGCAACAACAUGGCAGACAAACCAGACCUGAGUUCGAUUGAGACGUUCGACAAGUCCAAGCUUAAGAAAGCAGAGACCACUGAAAAGAACACCCUGCCCACGAAGGAGACGAUUGACCAGGAGAAGAGUCAGCCAGACGCGUGAGGUGUUCAGGAGCUGCCGUGCCCUCAACAUGCAUCCCGUCCAUGGCUCAAGAGGGGGGGGGAGACACUUCCCUGUGAAAUGUGGUGGUCUUAGUUUUUUUACGUGAAAUAAUUUUCUGUUGUAAAGCAAUUUACUUUUCCCCCUCCCCUUGCUACCAGUAUGGGGACCAAACGGUUGGUUAACCUGUGGUUAUGGGCUUUGUGUUAAUGCCCCUCUAAAAUGCCAUUGGUCUGUUGGGAGCACGCUGUGCAACAAGCUUAUUUGUAACGUGCACUUACUAUGAACAUUAAACAAACAAACCGAUGAAAACUCUA
Petromyzon marinus (sea lamprey) is the source of this 618-nucleotide messenger RNA. Its product is annotated as thymosin beta-10-like. Gene Ontology annotation, molecular function: actin monomer binding. The record is from RefSeq and is a predicted model, not a curated record. Lineage: Eukaryota; Metazoa; Chordata; Hyperoartia; Petromyzontiformes; Petromyzontidae. Gene Ontology annotation, biological process: actin filament organization; regulation of cell migration. Gene Ontology annotation, cellular component: cytoplasm.